This is a messenger RNA of Podospora anserina S mat+, 1134 nucleotides long. RefSeq lists its product as uncharacterized. Gene Ontology annotation, cellular component: cytosol; nucleus; protein kinase CK2 complex. The coding region runs from base 1 to 1134 and encodes 377 amino acids. The record is from RefSeq and is a predicted model, not a curated record. Gene Ontology annotation, biological process: DNA damage response; regulation of transcription by RNA polymerase III; regulation of transcription by RNA polymerase I. The transcript is spliced from 4 exons. Gene Ontology annotation, molecular function: ATP binding; protein serine/threonine kinase activity. Lineage: Eukaryota; Fungi; Ascomycota; Sordariomycetes; Sordariales; Podosporaceae.
AUGCUGGCCGUGUGCCCCUCACUCUGUCUGCUGACAUUGGGCGCUCUCUCGCCCACACCACCGCCAAUUUACAACAUCGAUCCCGCACCGCCAGCGACCGCGCAAACGAGCGCACCCGUCUCCAGAAUGGCCAGAGUCUAUGCCGAUGUCAACCAGAACAUGCCCAGGAGCUACUGGGACUAUGAUUCUGUCAAUAUCAGCUGGGGCGCUCUCGAAAACUACGAAGUUGUUCGCAAGAUCGGCCGCGGCAAGUACUCGGAGGUCUUCGAGGGAAUAAACGUCGUCAACUAUCAAAAAUGCGUCAUCAAGGUGCUCAAGCCCGUAAAAAAGAAGAAGAUCAAGCGCGAGAUCAAGAUCCUGCAGAACCUGGCAGGCGGCCCCAACAUCGUCGCCCUGCUCGACGUGGUUAGGGACUCGCAGAGCAAAACCCCAUCGCUCAUCUUCGAGUUUGUCAACAACACCGACUUCCGAACCCUCUACCCCAAGUUUGUCGACAUCGACGUCCGCUACUACAUUUACGAGCUCCUCAAGGCCCUCGACUACUGCCACAGCAAGGGCAUCAUGCACCGCGACGUGAAGCCUCAUAACGUUAUGAUCGAUCAUGAGAACAGAAAGUUGCGCCUCAUCGAUUGGGGUCUCGCCGAAUUCUACCACCCCGGCACCGAGUACAACGUGCGCGUUGCCUCGCGCUACUUCAAGGGUCCCGAGCUUCUCGUCGACUACCAGGAAUACGAUUACAGCCUGGACAUGUGGAGCCUGGGCGCCAUGUUCGCCUCCAUGAUCUUCCGCAAGGAGCCGUUUUUCCACGGCCAGAGCAACGCCGAUCAGCUCGUCAAGAUCGCCAAGGUGCUCGGCACCGACGACCUGUUUGACUACUUAGACAAGUACGAGAUCGAGCUGGACACACAGUACGAUGACAUUCUGGGCCGUUUCCAAAAGAAGCCCUGGCACAGCUUUGUCAAUGCAGAUAAUCAACGAUUCGUCUCGAAUGAGGCGAUUGAUUUCCUCGACAAGCUGCUUCGAUACGACCAUGCGGAACGUCUCACCGCCAAGGAAGCCAUGGCCCACCCCUACUUUGCGCCAAUUCGCGAUGAGGGCAUCCUCCAGCGCUAUCUCGCCGGCGAAGCAAUCUAG